AUGGAUUCUGCAAAGGCAAGGGGAAGUGCUAGCCAGCCUGAAAUCACAGUGCAGACCGAGCCGUCAGAACUGAGCAAGCGGGUGAAUGACUCCAAGGGUGAACAUGUUAUCAAUUUCCGCCUGGCUGAUAGAGAGAAAGUACACAAUGUUCAGCAAAGCGGAGUGAGUCGCAUUGAAGCCUUUUCACGCCUGUUCGGUCGUCGACAUCCCGUCGCAAUCACCCUCUUCUUCUGCAUUUUUGCCGUUGCCGUUUCCUUCUCGCUUGACCAGUCUACCACGUCGGCAUACGAUGUUUAUGCGACGGGAGCCUUCAAUCGCCAGUCCUAUAUCGGUGUGAUCGAAAUCGCCGAGGCCAUCAUCAUCGCCGUGUCGAAGCCCUUCCUUGCCAAAAUCUGCGACGUCUUUUCUCGGCAGAUAGCAUACCUUUUAAUCUUGGUUUCUUACGUGGUUGGAUACAUUGUUGUGGCGACUUCACCCAAUGCAGUAGCGCUAUGCGUUGGUCGAGUUAUCUCAUCGACCGGACAAGCCGGCGUCGACCUGGUGACGGAUAUCAUCGUCGGUGACCUGAGUCCGCUGCAAUGGCGUGGGUUCACCAGUGCAAUGACUUCGUUUCCUUUCCUCUUCCUACCUUUCGUCGGCUCCAAGAUCCAGGCGAGUCUUUGUACUGGCAAUACGGAUAACUGCUGGAGAUGGGGAUAUGGGAUGUUCUGUAUCAUUGCACCAGUCUUAGUAACCCCUAUCAUCCUCACCCUCUUCUACGCAGACCGUCAGGCCAAAAGGGUAGGCGAACUUUCAUUUGCCGCAAGUCGUCUUGAGACUAGAUGGGCUGAAGAGGCCGGUACUAUGCAGAUCCAGCGAUCAACUCUUCAAGACCGCCUUAAAACAUUUUGGCAACUUCUCGAUGAGAUCGACAUCAUUGGUCUGAUGCUCCUGGGGUUAGCUUUUGCCCUAAUCUUGCUUCCAUUCAGUCUCGUCAGUUACGCAGACGGCGGCUGGUCAAACGCCUCGAUGAUUGCUAUGGUAGUCUGCGGCUUCGUUAUCUUGGUCCUCUUCGUCCUCUGGGACAUCUUUUGGGCCAACUAUCCCCUACUGAAUCGACGGGUCUGGCACAACAAGACCUUUAUCUGUGCGGUGGUAAUUGAUAUUUUCUACAUGGUCAGCGGAAACAUUCGCUCGACUUACUAUACCACCUGGGUUUAUGUCAUCAAGCCGUGGGACAACUACAAUUGGGGCAACUUUGUGGCCAUCACAACGGUGGCACUCACCCUAUUUGGCAUUCUAGCAGGAUUGUAUCACCGCAUCUUCCACCGCUACAAGAUACUACAGAUUUUCGGUCUGUCUUUGCGAAUUCUUGCGUUGGGUAUCACCUACUGGGCCGUUGGUCCGCACGCCAACACCGGCGCGCUGGUGAUGUCCCAGAUCCUCAAUGCCAUGGGUGGCGCAUGCUCUGUCGUUGGAACUCGGGUAGCCUCGCAGGCCUCGGUGCCGCAUCAGGAUCUCGCUGCAAUCAUCUCGCAGCUGUCGCUCUGGACCAAACUUGGCUCUUCUGUUGGCUCCGCCAUCUCUUCCCACAUGUACACCAGCACCUAUAUGGGCCACUUGCUGAAUGAAGGACUGGCGAGCGAAGAUGCUGCCAUCUUCUAUGGUAGUGGUACUAAGGCUCGGACGAUGUUCGCCUGGGGCACCGAAGAGCGAGAAGCCGGUAUCCGUGCGUUCACCAAUACCAUCCGGCCAAUGUACUUGACCGCUCUAUGUCUUUCGGUGAUCCCUUUGAUUGCUGGUCUUUUGAUGCCCAAUUACUACUUGGGACGCACUCAAAAUGUGGUUAACGGUACCGAUAAUGGCGGAGUUGUCGUUGAUGAAGUCCGCGGUCAGCUACAGGAGAACGAUAAUCAAAAGAAGUCAUGGGUAGCAAAGCUGUGGCGUGGUGUUCAGAACUAG
Aspergillus affinis is the source of this 1941-nucleotide messenger RNA. RefSeq lists its product as uncharacterized. The record is from RefSeq and is a predicted model, not a curated record. Gene Ontology annotation, molecular function: transmembrane transporter activity. Lineage: Eukaryota; Fungi; Ascomycota; Eurotiomycetes; Eurotiales; Aspergillaceae. The transcript has a single exon. Bases 1 to 1941 code for a protein of 646 amino acids. Gene Ontology annotation, biological process: transmembrane transport.